Messenger RNA from Talaromyces amestolkiae, 1419 nucleotides. RefSeq lists its product as uncharacterized. Gene Ontology annotation, biological process: transmembrane transport. Bases 1 to 1419 code for a protein of 472 amino acids. Gene Ontology annotation, cellular component: membrane. NCBI's taxonomy places the organism in Eukaryota, Fungi, Ascomycota, Eurotiomycetes, Eurotiales, Trichocomaceae. Gene Ontology annotation, molecular function: transmembrane transporter activity. The record is from RefSeq and is a predicted model, not a curated record. The transcript has 5 exons.
AUGGCUGUUUCAGGUGAACUCGAUAUCAAAAUGGACCACGAGUGUCUAGAGGUCGAAAAUAUUACGGGUGAGGUCUCCUUUUCGCCCGAGGAGGAAAAGGCUCUUUUGCGCAAGAUCGAUAUGCACUUGUUGCCGACUAUCUGGAUCAUGUACUUGCUGUCCUACAUGGAUCGAACCAAUAUUGGUAAUGCAAAGAUUUCCGGCAUGCAAACAGACUUGGCCCUUACCUCGAACCAAUACUCCAUCUCUCUGGUGGUUUUCUUUAUUGGAUAUGUCAUAUUCGAAGUACCUAGCAACCUUGUCCUCAGCCGAAGCCGCCCUUCAUAUUUCCUCCCGGCCAUCAUGAUCAUCUGGGGAGCCCUCACAAUCAUCAUGGGUGUGAUCAAGGACUUCAAACAUCUCGUUGUCCUCCGAACCCUGAUUGGAUGUGUCGAAGCCGGCUUUGCGCCCGGUGUCCUCCUCGUGCUCUCCUCCUGGUACAAGCGAGCCGAACAAUCCAAGCGAUUCGCCGUCUACAUAUCGGCUGCCAUCUUAUCUGGCGCAUUUGGUGGACUUCUCGCCGCUGUUAUUGUCGAUGGUCUUGAAGGUGCUCAUGGUAUCCGGGGAUGGCGUUGGCUUUUUAUCGUCGAGGGAGCUGCAACUAUUGGAUUCGCCUUGAUCUCCAAGUUCAUUUUGUUGGAUUUUCCGGCUACUUCUCGUCUGCUGACAGAGAGGGAGAAGCAGAUUGCUAUUGCUCGUUUGGCAAGGGAUGAUGUUACUUCAGCUUCCGAGGAUCCCACAAGGAGAUUGUCCAGCAUCAAGGCAUUGAAGCAAGCCGUUAAGAAAUGGAAGACCUGGACGUUUGUAGUCGGUUAUAUGGUCAUCGUCGGAUCCAGCACCCUAUCCUACUUCUAUCCAACCCUUAUCAAGGGCCUCUUUGGCGAUGCCUCAACCCAGAAAAUCAACUUCCUCACCAUCCCCAUCUACGGAGUCGCCUUCGUCUGUACCAUUAUUACUGCAUUGUUCGGUGACAAAGUCCCCCAGAAGCGAGGUCUCAUUAUCGCUGGUUGGCUGGUGUUCUCCAUGGUGUGCUCCAUCAUUGUCUGUGUUGUCUACAACUUCACUGCACGAUAUGUCCUCUUGGUCCUUAUGGCUGCUGGCUUGUGGUCAACCAAUGGAGCUGCACUUGCAUAUGCUUCUUCAUCCUUUGGUGACUUUGAUCCCCAGGUUAGAGGUGUCAGUCUUGCUAUGGUUAAUGCUUUGGGUAACCUGGCUCAAAUAUAUGGAUCGUACUUAUUCCCGUCCGACGACGCUCCAAAAUACCUCAAAGGCUUCGGUGUUAUCUCCGGAAUGCUCGGUGUCGGUGUUGUUGUCUACACUUUGCUCCAUAUCUGGAUCAACCGUGAGGCAAGAAAGUCUACUCAAGGUCAUGGUUUGUAA